CUUCGCACGACCAACAGCAUGAUAUCUGCCGCAGACUUGGACCUGCUGUACGGCAUUCUGGCUCGCACAGACUCCUCUCUGGAAGCCGCUCAUCAGGCUCUGCGUGCUGCCGCCCCUUCCUCGCUCCGCCGCUUCGACUAUGCCUGCGCAAUAGCUAUUGUCCUCGGAGACCCUAUUUUCUUACCCGACCCUGCACUACGCAUAACCGCCAUAUUCGUCCUGCACGCUCUUUACGCCGCCAAAGGGCUUCCGCCACAGUCUCACCCGUUUCUAUCGACGCUGCUGAGCUAUGCAAAGGGCGAGGUGGAUGCCCGUCAGGACUCCCACUUUCCCUCGCCACUCGCCAUUUCCGUGUGUGAGAGGCACCUUUCUUUGCGGCUGCUUAUGGGUGGGAAGCUGGACGUCGGGCACUUGUCGGCGAGGUCGAUAAUAGCCGUCACAAGCAAUUCACUAAAUGAGAAUAGGCGGAUGGCGGCCGAGCUGAACUCGCCCAACGCACGGAACCUGCUGGCGAAGUUGACGCACGUGGCCGACGCUCCACCCGCGUCCAGGCCUGCUCUCACAUCAACGUCGAGCCCUACAUUUUUUGCAUUCGCCAAAAUGGCGCGGGAUGGGCAGGCUCCUACGAUUCACCAGGCGCUCGGAGCUGCGAAGGAGUUCUUUCAAGGGACACGAAAUGAAAACGAGCAGAUGGAUUUACUCGGCAUCUUCAAGUCGCCUGCCAUGAUCCCGCCUGCAUCUCCUAGCUAUCAACGCCAUUUCGACAACAGUGCGUCCCCGCCAAACUCGAAUACAGAUGACAUGCCGUGGUCGGGGCAACUUCCGUCAGAUUGGAGUAGCGGCAUGGGGGAUUUUGGCGAACAGGGCGCUUUCGGUGGGAGCGGUAGCAGAAAAGACGGCAAUGGGCCACCGGGGGAUCUUCUACGUUUCCUUGGAGCCGCGUUUGCAUCCGGAGAGAGUGAAUCUUCUUUUGGGUCAAGGCAUGAGUGGAGUCCGGCGGCGUUGGGCGAACCACAGCGACUUUCGCCGCAAUCGUUUCCGACUAGCAUUCCGUCAGUCACGUCUAUGCCGCAUCAUCCGACCUUUCAGACGUCGCCUCCCUUCUCGCCCAUGGUGCCAGCGACGUAUCCAGCUUCAAUAGGGCGUGACCCUUUCCUAAGCGUGCCUUCCGGUACGCAUGCAAAGGUACCUGGAUCAUCCGCUGACAGCAAAGCGGUCAUCGCUUCCAGCACCGUAUCUCCUGCCAGCAAGAGCCCAGCGACGACAGUACAAAAGGACACCCGCUCAGAGCUCAAAAUACCCGUAAACCUCGUUGCGCAGGUCGCAUCCGCACUAUCUGCCCCACUCCCCCUCAGCCAAGAGCCCAGUCUCAUGGCCGGGAUCGACGCGAUCAUCCCGAUCGUGCCCGGUACAUCCUCGCCAUUGCUCGAAGAGAGGAUCCUCGACGCGCUGACAAAGGCAGGACUGACUCCCGCCGCCUUGCCCGAUCUCGUGGAGAACAACCCAAAGAUGGCCACACACCUCCUGAGUCGGCUUCUGGCUCGCGCGGCUGCUACCGGCGGUGCUGAUCUCUCCUCUGAAACCACGGGCAAACUAUCGACUUCCCCAUCACCAUCACCACCCCCACCACCAUCAACCACCCCUAAACAACCCCCAUCACCACCCACCUCCACCACCCCACCCCUCUCCAACCCCGCCCCCUCAAUCUCCAUCGCAACCCCGCACCUUCAAGUCCUCGCAACAAUGCCCAUGUCGCUCCAUUCCCUGGAAGUCGUCAACCGCCUCGCCAACACGACCCAUCUCCCGACCGAUUUUCUGCGAUUGUAUAUCGUGCAUUGUAUCGAGACGUGUAACCGCACGACGGACCGGUUUAUUCAGAAUCGCCAGGUCCGGUUGGUCUGCGUCUUCCUCCAAUCCCUCGACCGCAACAAAACGAUCGCCAUCCGCGAUUUCUUUGUCGAGAUUCAGGCGUUCUGUAUCCAGUUUUCGAGGAUACGUGAGGCCGCGGCGUUGUUUAGGUUGCUCAAGAAGGAGUUUCGGUAGUUGAGGGGGG
Fimicolochytrium jonesii is the source of this 2053-nucleotide messenger RNA. RefSeq lists its product as uncharacterized. Gene Ontology annotation, cellular component: CCR4-NOT complex. Lineage: Eukaryota; Fungi; Chytridiomycota; Chytridiomycetes; Spizellomycetales; Powellomycetaceae. Bases 19 to 2043 code for a protein of 674 amino acids. The record is from RefSeq and is a predicted model, not a curated record. Gene Ontology annotation, biological process: mRNA catabolic process; negative regulation of translation. The transcript is spliced from 2 exons.